AUGGACCACCCGAGUCCGUCCGCCGACCGCAGCAGCGGUGCGGCAACGACCAGACGAGAGGGAGGAGGACCAGCUGGCGUAGAGGUUAUAUCCGACGAAAGCUCGGCUAGUUCAAUGUCGGAUGAGGAGGAUCCGGGUGACAGAAACCAUCACGACACCACCGGCGGAGGCGGCGGAUAUAGACCCCAGACGCCCACGCCACCGCCUCAGCGACGGUUGCAGCAACACGUACCGCCGCCGCCCAGGGGUAGCAGGGAGAGAGAUAUCCGUACGGAACGGCAUCGCGACUUGCGCGAUCGGGAUAGAGAUCGCGACAGGGACCGAUCUCGUGGCCCGGAACCGAAGAGAGGAGGAGGACCGCCGCCACCACUGGACAGGGACAGGGACCGGGAGAGAGACCGGGACAGAGAUCGGGACAGAGACAGAGACAGGGAUAGGGACAGGGACAGGGACAGGGACAGAGACAGCGACGGAAGCUUGCUUGACAGCCCUCCCUUGAGGGACAGCCCUCGCUUAAGGGAAAGGAAGCGGCAGAGCUUCGCGCCUGACGAAAAGUAUCACGGCGGAGGAGGACACAGCAACGUCAACGGCCACGGCAGAAGGCAGCAGAGCGUGCCCCCCAACAGCGCCAACAACGGCGCCAAACGGCAGAGCAUCACGGAGCGGCUCAUGAGCACCUGGACGGCGGCGCGGACGGGGUCGCGCGGAGGGGAGCCGCCGGUGGGAGGCACCGCGUCGACGACGCUCCCCUCCCGCCGCGCGUCCUCCGCCUCGACGGCGAGCAAGACGUCUAACCCCGUCGGCAAGGUGCGCGAGUGGCUCGAUACGUGCAACGCUGAGCACGGCGACCACUGCUCCGGACCACCGGGGGACACGUGGCGGCCGAUAUGGCUCAUCGAUUCCGUGAACCGGUGCCUCGUCCGCGCGAGGGCGACGGAUCGGUAUAUCGCGCUGAGCUACGUUUACGAAGCGCCGCUGCCUUCUUCACGGGGUCCCGUGGAGACGUUGAGGGAGAACCUGGAGGUGCUGACGGCGAGCCUGGACGAUGCGGAUAUCCCACAGACGAUAUUGGACGCCAUGUGGCUGGCGAGGAAGUUGGGGAUAAAGUACCUCUGGGUCGACCGGUUCUGCAUCGUGCAGGACGACGACGUGGAGAGGGAAGAGUACGUCAAGAACAUGGCGUAUGUGUACGCGAACGCGUACAUGACCAUUGUGGCGGCCGCGGGGGACGCCGAGUCCGGGUUGAAGGGCCUGCUGAGGAGGACGCCGCCGCCGCGCGGGGCCGCGGGACGGAAGCACGAAGACCUGGUGCUCUCGUCGCGGUGGGCGGGGCGGGCGUGGACGGUGCAGGAGGGCAUGUACUCGCGGAGGAAGGUCUACGUCUUUGAGGACACGGUAACGUGGGAGUGCCACUGCGACGCGUGGCAAGGGUCGCCGGGCGCGGGCGGUGGUGUCGGCCGGUUCAGCAAGAUCCUCAAGGGCGGGAUGGGCAAGCACGGUUCCUGCCUGCAGAGGACGUUUCCCGCGGCGACGGGGUUCCUGCACCCCGUGUGGCCGGACAUGGACGAGUUUGCGCGGAUCGCAAUGGAGUUUAGCGCGCGGCGGGUGACGCUCAUGUCGGACACGACGAGGGCGCUACGGGGCAUCACGACGGUGCUGUCGCGGUCUUUUGCGGGCGGCUUCGUGUUUGGCAUGCCCGUGAGUUUUCUCGACGUGGCGAUGCUGUGGCAGCCGCGGGCGAUGGUGCGGAGGCGGCUGAUGGUGCAGCCCGUGACGGGGAUGAAUCCGCUGCCGUCGUGGAGCUGGCUCGGUUGGCACUACGACGGCGUGCCGGCGGACCUGACGCUCUGGCGGGCGGCGGCGGAUUAUGUGCAGGACGCGCCGCACCACGGCAAAAGGGGGGCGGAGAGGCGGUUCAAGAGCCCCUAUGCGUUUCGGCUACGGUCGCUGGUGAGUUACGAGCUCACGGACCGGGCGACGUAUACGCCGUUGCCGAAUGACGGGAUGGCGUACCGUGAUCGUAGGCAUCGGAGGACGGUGCCGUUGCCUGCUGGGUGGUCGAGGAGCGGUGGAGGAUUCCGGUAUGCCGGGGACCCGGAGGUUGUGUUUCGGUACCCGGUGCCUGUGGCGGAGAUGGCCGGCGGAGUGGACGCGGUCCCGUCGCCGUUUGGGGAUUUCUCGCUGAGUGCGACGCUGCUGUCAUUCAGCACGACGAUCGCGUACCUGGACGUCGACUUCGCCAUGGCGCGGAACGGGGCCCCCCUCGAUGCCAAGGCGGCCAACGCCGUGAACUCGGGGAACACCGCGGGGCCCGGGCCGGGUCUGGCGGCUCCCGGGAGGGGCAUCGGCGUGGCCCUGGCGGUGGGGAACAUCUGGUCGAGGACGGGCAAGUGGUGCGGUGUGGUGACGGCGCACGAUGCCUGGCUGGGACUGCAGGGGGCGAACCAUACGGGGGAGGAGAAGCUCGAGUUCGUGGCCGUGUCGAUGGCGAGUGAGAGGGGGGGCAGCCACGUCUUUGAUGUGGAAGCAUUCCGGGAUAAUAUGGACGAGGACGAGAUUGUCGACUUUGUUAAUGUGCUUUGGGUAGAGAGGGUGGGCGGGGUGUGUUACCGGAGGGGGCUCGGGCAUGUAGUGCAGAGGGUGUGGGAUGCGGUUGCGAGGGACCGGGUCGAGAUUCUCCUUGGAUAG
Colletotrichum orchidophilum is the source of this 2688-nucleotide messenger RNA. Its product is annotated as heterokaryon incompatibility protein. The record is from RefSeq and is a predicted model, not a curated record. Bases 1 to 2688 code for a protein of 895 amino acids. The transcript has a single exon. Lineage: Eukaryota; Fungi; Ascomycota; Sordariomycetes; Glomerellales; Glomerellaceae.